Exophiala mesophila is the source of this 925-nucleotide messenger RNA. RefSeq lists its product as uncharacterized. The record is from RefSeq and is a predicted model, not a curated record. The transcript is spliced from 2 exons. Bases 353 to 640 code for a protein of 95 amino acids. NCBI's taxonomy places the organism in Eukaryota, Fungi, Ascomycota, Eurotiomycetes, Chaetothyriales, Herpotrichiellaceae.
GCCAACAUCUGAUCGAGUGAUGUGUGCCUGUGCCACCACGAAUUGACCUCUGCUGACGAAAUCGCUCACAGGUCACCAUGAGUGCACGUUUUGAUACUGAAGCUUUCGGAAAAUGCAGGACGUGCCUGGAAGGUAGGAGAGGUGCUGUAUCAGUUUAAAAAGGAUCAACUAUACCCAGCAUCGAGGUAGGUGGUACCAUAUUGACUCCAAUCAGCAGUUCCAACAUCAAAGAACACCAAACAAAAAGACACUCGACUCCUCAGCCUCGACAAGAACAACAGUCAUCCAAUCCCCGCUCAAUUCAGACAAAACGAUUAAUUACAUAAUCAACUCACUCACUCACGCAUUCAAAAUGAACGCCGCUCAAACAAUUACACGAAGAAUGGUGACUGGUAUGGGUCCAAGAUUGACCGCACCCGUACGACACUCUUCGACAUCCAUGACGCCCAAGGAUCGCAAAAAUAUGAGAAUGGUCUUCACAGCGGGCACAGCAGCAACUCUCAGCGGUGUUGCAUUCGCAGCUGCACGAUCAGGCAACCGAGUCGGCACCCGGUACCAGAAGAAGAACCUCAGCCUCGACUCUUCAAAAUGGUUUUUGGAAGGCGCCGACGUCAACAAAUGGCUAGCACCUAGACACUGAUUACUGCUUGCACGUAUGCAUUGUCAUGUCAAUCAUGCCAUGUCUCGCCGCUUGAAUCGCCUGUGAUGGGUCAGAGCUCGUGGUGAUUUAUUUGUGGAGUUUAUAUUAUAUGGCGGGCGUUCUGAUCCUCGGCGAAAAGAGCAAGCUUGUAGGGGGACACGGCGUUUGGAGGGAUGUUUUUGUGGAAACUCUGCACAGCAGAAACGAUUUGAUCCAACAAUUCAAUUAACAUACAACCCACUUUGGGAUAUAUAUACAUGUUAUACACAAAACGCCCCCUGGGGU